Mustela erminea (ermine) is the source of this 4764-nucleotide messenger RNA. It is a transcript of the gene VWCE, whose product is annotated as von Willebrand factor C and EGF domains. Gene Ontology annotation, biological process: cellular response to virus. Gene Ontology annotation, cellular component: cytoplasm. Gene Ontology annotation, molecular function: calcium ion binding; protein binding. The transcript is spliced from 20 exons. The record is from RefSeq and is a predicted model, not a curated record. Bases 1559 to 4372 code for a protein of 937 amino acids. NCBI's taxonomy places the organism in Eukaryota, Metazoa, Chordata, Mammalia, Carnivora, Mustelidae.
CAGGUUCUUAACCGACUAAGCCACCCAGGUGCCUGGACACCGAAACACUUUUUAAGUAGCAGAGAUGUGGCCUCAGCGGUGCAGGGAAAAGUGAACCUUGUGGCUGUUUAAGGCCUGAAAGAAAGGUACUAUAGGAUCCCUAGCGUCCUCAGGACUCAGGAUGGACGUGCAUAUGAAAGUUGCACUCAUCUUAGGAUACAAAGUAUUUUGGUGACGUACUUGCUGAGAAUGUGUUGCUUCAAUUAGAAGAGGCCCCAGCACUAACAAGGUGAGAUAAUGGACCUAAAUCUGAGCACCUGGGGAAAACACAAGCACUCAGGUUCGGGUAGGGAGACUGGCUUAGCAGCUCGUGUUCAGGAAACAACAGUAACAAGCAUGACAGCCAGAAACACCGGUAGUGGAAACUGUGAUAUGAACCACCAGCAUCAUGCAUUUGCCAGAAAAGCCAGGUCCUAUUGGGCUGUGUUAAUAAAAGCACGGUAUCUGGAAGGAAGGAGAUUAUAGAGUCCAGACCAUUGUUGGCCCCCCGUGGUCAUUUGUGGUCACCGGUGUUAACCUAAGGUAGUCAGUGGGAGGACAGCUGCAGAGGCAGAACCACAGGAGCUGGGAUGAUGUAGCUGAGAAAUAAAAGCACUUCCUAACAAAUGUAGAUACUCAAAACUGGCUUGGGAUGCCUUUUGCCAAGUAGUGAGUUUCUUAUCCCUGGAAGUGUUUAAGCAAAAGCUUGACUCACUGGAUCUGGGUGCCUAGGGAGGCUUUCUACACCAGGCAGAAAGAGGGGUCGUCCUUCCCGCUUCCUCCCACUGGAUGAUCCCGGUUUUUCCUCCAUCACCUGCUCACCAUUUCCCCGCCUACCUGGCUCUGAUUCUGAUCUGGGGCAGCUGCAGAAGGGGGCGAAGAGGAGCCUCUGGAUUCCUGACUAGCUAGUGGCCCUGGCCAGGGAGCAGGUGGAUCCACUGACCGGCACACCCAGGGCUAGUGUGCAGACUGCUGGCAGGCAGGGAGUCAGAACUGGCGAGCAGCGAAAUGACCCCGCGUCCCACCUUCUCGGGACAACACUGGCAACUCCAGCUCCACCGAGACGAGCAAUGAUCCGGGCGCACAGCCUGCAGCGCCAGCCUUCCUCCGAGUGUCUCUUUCUUCCCCGGGCCUCAGUCUGACGCCCACAGCCCUUCGCAGAAAGCCGACUCCCAAACCCGGGCGGAGGUGUGGGCCGAGGCUAAAACCCCGCCCCCAGGGGUCCCUGAUCUUUGCCCUCGCGCUGGGCUCCGCGCCUCCCCAAGAGGCCACCAGCCGGCGGACGGCUCUGCCUUUUGUGUGUUUCGCUCCGAGGUGCCAGAGACCACCCCCCGCCCCCCAGCCGUCCCGCGCGUCCCCUCGCGGCCCCCGGCCCCUCCUCUCGGAGUCCCCCAGCCCCCCUGCUCGGCUCCGCGUGCCAGCUCGGGGCUCGCUGGUUCGCUCCCUGCGGCGCCAGGAGGAGGGGCGAGGGCCGGCAGCCCCCUCCCCCGCGCGCGGCGCCGGAGCCCAGCCGAGCCGGGGGGACCCGCCGCCGCCGGUCAUGUGGGCCGGACUGCUCCUCCGGGCCGCCUGCGUCGCGCUUCUCCUGCUGGGGGCCCCGGCUCGCAGCUACACCGGGAGGAAGCCGCCCGGGCAUUUCGCCGCCGAGAGACGCCGGCUGGGCCCCCACGUCUGCCUCUCAGGCUUCGGGAGUGGCUGCUGCCCUGGCUGGGCCCCCUCCAUGGGCAGUGGGCACUGCACCCUGCCGCUCUGCUCCUUUGGCUGUGGGAGUGGCAUCUGCGUCGCUCCCAACGUCUGCUCCUGCCAGGAUGGAGAGCAAGGAGCCACCUGCCCAGAAGCCCACGGACCUUGUGGAGAGUACGGCUGUGACCUGUCCUGUAACCACGGCGGCUGUCAGGAGGUGGCCCGAGUGUGCCCCGUGGGCUUCUCCAUGACGGAGACGGCUGUCGGCAUCAGGUGUACGGACAUCGAUGAAUGCCUAAGCGCCUCUUGCGAGGGCCAGUGCGUGAACACGGAAGGCGGGUUUGUGUGUGAGUGCGGGCCGGGCAUGCAGCUGGCUGCCGACCGCCACAGCUGCCAAGACACUGACGAAUGCCUCGGGACCCCCUGUCAGCAGAGAUGCAAAAACAGCAUAGGCAGCUACAGGUGUUCCUGCAGACCUGGCUUCCAUCUCCAUGGCAACCGGCACUCCUGUGUAGAUGUAAACGAGUGUCGGAGGCCGCUGGAGAGGCGAGUCUGUCACCACUCCUGCCAUAACACCGUGGGCAGCUUCCUGUGCACAUGCCGACCUGGCUUCAGGCUCCGAGCUGACCGCGUGUCCUGUGAAGCCUUCCCGAAAGCCGUGCUCGCCCCAUCGGCCAUCCUGCAGCCUCUGCAGCCGCCGCCCAAGAUGCUCCUGCUGCUCCCAGAGGCCGGCCGGCCUGCUCUCUCCCCCGGACACAGUCCUCCUUCCGGGGCCCCGGGGCCCCCAGCUGGGGUCAGGACCACCAGUCUGCCUUCUCCCACCCCUGUACUACCCACAUCCUUGCCGUCUGUCCCAACUCGGCUGGUGGCUACCCCCAUGCCUCGUGCCUCCCUCUUGGGGACCCUUGGACCUCCCUCACAACCACAGGAGGGGUCCCCGUCCUUGCCCAGGGGCCCAGCAGCCACACAGGUGGCGCCAGGGUCCUCUGCCUGCUGGCACCUGGGAGCCACGUAUGACUCAGGGAGCCGCUGGACAGAGCCUGGGUGUUCCCAGUGCUGGUGCCAGAAUGGGGAGGUGACCUGUGAAAAGGUGACAUGUGAAGCUGCUUGUUCCCACCCGGUUCCCUCCAAAGAUGGGGGAUGCUGCCCGUCGUGUACAGGCUGUUUUCACAGUGGCGUCAUCCGAGCCGAAGGGGACGUGUUUUCCCCUCCCGACGAGAACUGCACUGUCUGUGUCUGCCUGGCCGGAAAUGUGUCCUGCAUCUCCCCCGAGUGUCCCCCCGGCCCCUGUCAGAGCCCCCUGAAGUCAGAUUGCUGUACUUGUGUUCCAGUGAGAUGCUAUUUCCACGGCCGGUGGUAUGCAGACGGGGCUGUGUUCAGUGGGGGUGGUGACGAGUGUACCACCUGUGUCUGCCAGAAUGGGGAAGUGGAAUGUUCCUUCACACCAUGUCCAGAACUGGACUGCCCCCGAGAGGAGUGGUGGCUGGGCCCUGGACAGUGCUGUUUUACCUGCCGGGAACCCACGCCCAUGACAGGCUGCUCUCUCGAUGACAACGGGGUUGAGUUUCCGAUUGGACAGAUCUGGUCUCCGGGUGACCCCUGUGAGUUAUGCAUCUGCCAGGCAGACGGUUCGGUGAGCUGUAAGAGGACGGACUGUGUGGACUCUUGCCCUCACCCGAUUCGGAUCCCAGGACAGUGCUGCCCGGACUGUUCUGCAGGCUGUACCUACACAGGCAGAAUCUUCUACAACAACCAGACCUUCCCGUCCGUGCUGGACCCGUGUCUGAGCUGCAUCUGCCUGCUGGGCUCUGUGGCCUGCUCCCCCGUGGACUGCCCCAUCACCUGCACCUACCCUUUCCACCCCGACGGGGAGUGCUGCCCGGUGUGCAGAGAUUGCAACUACGAGGGAAGGAAGGUGGUGAAUGGCCAGGUGUUCACCUUGGACGAUGAGCCCUGUACCCAGUGCACAUGCCAGCUGGGAGAGGUGAGCUGUGAGAGGGUCCCCUGCCCACGGGCCUGCUCCGACCCCUCUGGGCCCCCCGGAGACUGCUGUUCCUCCUGCCCAGAUGCCCCAGAGAGGAAGUCCGCGGAGGUUGGCAAAGCAGCUCGGAGUCCCCGUGGAGAUGCCGAGGCCCCGGUGAACUGUAGCUCCUGUCCAGGCCCCCCGGUGGUGUUGCCUCAGAAGCCAGUGCCCCAUGUCUUCCAGCUCCUCCUCAGAACGAACCUGUCUAACGUGCAGACUUUACCCACGAGCCCCUCAGGAGCCCGGGCCUCGCCCUCACCCCCUUUGGGGCCUGAGGGUACAUUCCCAGGGGAGCCCGCGGCCUCCCGGCCCUCACCAGGGCCUUCGAUCCCGCCGGGAGCCUCCACUCUACCUCCAGCCUCUCCCGGGGCUCCUGGGCCUCCUCCUGUGAUUCCAGAACCGUCCGCCUCCACCUCUGGGGUCCAGACAGGGGCCAGAAGGUCUUCUUCACCGGCCGUUCUCCUGACUGAAGCUUCAGCCCAUUCCACGGUGGCCCCCAGCCCCUCAGAGAACCUGGCCACCCUCCUCAGGCCUCGCAGACCCUCUUCCUUUGCCUCCAGACUCUCUGCGGUCCUCACGGCCACAGCCAGCUCCAGCCCCCAGUGGCCUGCUCCAGGGACCUCACGGGAAGACGAGUCCACCGGGUAAGCAGGCCUCUAGGUCGGGGCCCUGCCUGGGAGAUGCUGGACAGAGUAAAGGGCCAGUGGCCUUGGGUGCUGGCAGGGAGGCCCUGGGGCAAAUGAGGCCACUGACCCCGGAUGCUCACUUCUGACCUCCGGCUCCUGGAGGAAUGGAAAGUCCCCAGGACCCCAUGUAACCUCAUCCCCAAGAAGCAUUUGGAACGUCCUGUGAGAACAGCAAUCGGUACUCUCCAUGGUCAGUAUCCUCCUUGGACAGCACUGGGCUGUCCAGGGCUACUGGGCUCCCCGCUUUGGAAGAGAGGAGUCAGCGAAGACUCCUGAAUUCCCCUGGGACUGGGCCACCAGCUGUCCCGUGUCCCUCCCUGAGGUUUCCUGAUUAAAGCCUGUCUCAGUCCCCCA